CUCGGGGAGCGGGGCCGUAUGAAGCACGUGGGAAAACAGCGGGGCGAGUUGAGUUUGGACUGUGCUGGGGACACAUUGUGCAAGUGAAUGGAUUUCGUGCAGGCAAAUAUGCGUGACACGGCGAAGACGUGGCUGGGCCUGAUCGUCCUGGCGUACGUGUACGUGGUGGGCGAGCUGAGCCACUUCCUGCUGGGCAUCGUGUCACGCCCCAUGAGCCAGGACCUGCACUACGGUGACCGUGCCUGCCUGCCCAACCCCGAGGCACCGCACCAGUCGAGCGCCUGCAUGACGGCGACCAAUGCCACGGCGUACGCGCUUGAGAGCUAUAAAGGAAAUGAAACCCUCCCACGGGGGGUUUAUUUGGGUUGGGAUCCAUCCAGGUUCUCGCAGGCCCCGCCUUCGUUGCUGUCUUCACAAACUGCCGGUGUCAUCAUUGGCGUCAUUGCAGAUAAGUUUAACCGGUAUGAAUCGUUGUUAGAGUCUGGUUUCCGCCGGGGUGUAGCAUAUGAUCUUGUAUGUUUCCCGGGGAGCAUUUUAACACGAAACUCGUUCCCACAGUCGAAGCGUGCUCUCGCUCUGGGAAUUUUCAACUGGGGCAUCUACUUCGGGUACGGCCUCUCCUACGCCGUUGGAAAUUUCAUCACCGGUGCGGACAUUGCUGGUAUGGGCUGGCGUUGGUCGUACAUUGUGACAGGAGGAAUGGGCAUCGUUGCUACUCUGUGCUUGAUAUUUGUAGUUAAAGAACCUCAAAGGAACAGUCAGCUUGAAAGUGAAUACAUCGCUGAUAAACAAAGGAAAGACGAUGCUGAGAGUGAAAAUGAGAUGUGCAAUACCGAAUUUACAAGGAAAACUGGUGAUUCUGAUAGUGUGGUUGCUUCCCCAACUGGAAGCGCUGCAAGCGAAGGUUUGGUCGGGGGUAACACGGGCCUGAAAGAGGUGCUGAAAUCCCUUGUUCGGCCGGCCAUGAUGGUGCUCGCUUUCGCUGCCUGCAUUAGGCACACAGCUGGGUUUUCCUGGGCCUACAACACGCAGCUGUAUUUCCUGACGUACUACCCAGACUUUAACUUAGGUCUGUGGGUCACGGGAGCCUCCAUUAUCGGGGGCUCGUUGGGCGUGGCCGUGGGCGGCUUCGUUUCGGACAGACUGGUGAAGCACAUUGGUCUGCGUGCUCGGCUCUAUGUCUUAGCCGGAAGUCAACUUUUAGCAAUGCCAUUUGCGGCUGGUGUACUCUACUUCCCUCCUCCUGCUGCCUUCUUCAUGCUCCUUGGAGCUUAUAUAUUCGCUGAGAUGUGGUUUGGUGUCCUGUUUGCUGUCCUGCUAGAACUAGUUCCUGGUACAGUUCAGUCGACGGCCCUUGCAGUGUUCCUCUUUGUUAUGAACAAUGUAGGGGGCAACUUGCCCGUAGUGGUGGAUCCCCUCUCUCAUCUGCUGUCCUACCGUGCUGCUCUUUACAUAAUGUAUCCAGGAGGCUAUUUAGCAAGCGCAGUUUUCUUCUUUCUGACCAGUUUCCUGACAUGAAGAACAUCCUGAUUUCAACAAUAGUAAUGUAGUAAAUAACAUUGUUAAUACCUGAUCCUUUUAAGGCACGAAUAUAUUUUGUUUGUUA
Penaeus monodon (black tiger shrimp) is the source of this 1606-nucleotide messenger RNA. Its product is annotated as protein spinster homolog 1-like. The transcript is spliced from 11 exons. Gene Ontology annotation, cellular component: membrane. The record is from RefSeq and is a predicted model, not a curated record. The coding region runs from base 88 to 1518 and encodes 476 amino acids. Gene Ontology annotation, biological process: transmembrane transport. Gene Ontology annotation, molecular function: transmembrane transporter activity. Lineage: Eukaryota; Metazoa; Arthropoda; Malacostraca; Decapoda; Penaeidae.